Messenger RNA from Spinacia oleracea (spinach), 976 nucleotides. RefSeq lists its product as uncharacterized. The record is from RefSeq and is a predicted model, not a curated record. Bases 147 to 671 code for a protein of 174 amino acids. NCBI's taxonomy places the organism in Eukaryota, Viridiplantae, Streptophyta, Magnoliopsida, Caryophyllales, Amaranthaceae. The transcript has 5 exons. Gene Ontology annotation, cellular component: mitochondrial inner membrane. Gene Ontology annotation, biological process: mitochondrial respiratory chain complex I assembly.
UUAAUCGGCGAGAUUAAUUGGGGGCGCCUCAUAGUUUAGUAAUUGGUAAUUGAAGAUGGGUGAUGAGUAAAGCAAUUAACUUUUGACAAAUUCGCCCAAAAAAUAUAGGAAACGACGAUAGUUGAGUGGGGAGGGAGAAGAAGAAGAUGGCGCUGAGACAGCUAGCAGCCGGGGGAAAGACGUUGCCAUCUCUGUUGAAAGUGUUGAGGAAGGAUAUCUCAAAACCCCAUCUCAUAACUCAACCUCUGCCUUCACUCCGACGCACUUUCUCUCUAUAUGAUCAGAUCAAUCUCAUUGAUAAUGUUCCCGAAGAUCAACUUCGCUUUCAAGGGUUUGACGAAACUGGGUUUAAUGUAAAUGGAGUCAACUAUGAAGGUAGCUUGCUUUGUAUUGGAAAUUUGCUAAUGUCAUGGAGCCCUAAGAGGUUUGCAGAUGUCACCCCUGAAAGCUUGUCCAUCUUCCAGAUUCUUCGGCCAAUUCCAGAAAUUUUGAUUCUUGGUUGUGGAAGGCAUAUCGAGCCAGUAAAUUCUGAACUCCGGAGCUAUGUUCGUUCUGCAGGCAUGAAAUUGGAAGUAGUUGACUCGCGAAAUGCUGCCUCUACGUACAACAUUUUGAACGAGGAAGGUAGAAUAGUUGCAGCAGCUCUCCUUCCCUAUGGAGUGCGUUCAUAAUAUUAGGUCAUGUGACCCAAAUCAAAAGUUUUCAGCAAACUCUUGCUCUGCUUUGAUGCUGCCUUUGACUAGCGGCGGAAAAUUGGUGCUACGUACUUGUUGUAUUUGGUACAAUAUCAUUUUCAAGAAUAAGUGCAACAAAUGCUCUGGAAAAGGCGGCUUUGAUAAUUUUCGUGGUGGUUUAAUGCUAUGUAAUAUGUACAUCAACAAUAGCUUGGUCGGUUGGGUGUAUUGUGUUUGAAAUAUCAUUCAUACAUGUUUUUAAUUUUGUCAAUUGGAAAAUACCAUUUUUGUUUUUUCUUUAA